Molecule: messenger RNA, 3271 nt
Organism: Physcomitrium patens
Lineage: Eukaryota; Viridiplantae; Streptophyta; Bryopsida; Funariales; Funariaceae
Source: RefSeq, a predicted model, not a curated record
AAUGUCACUCUCUUCAGUACAAUACCCCAGCACAAUACAAUGCUUGUGCCCCUCGGAGCUCACCUCGCGGAUCCGGCCCCCUCCCUCUCUGUCUCUGUCUCCGCCAUCGGAAUGCGGCAUAUCCUUCGCCUGUGGUUUCCUUGUCCCCCUUUGCGCCAUUGCCUUCCGCGGCCCUCCAGCGACCCCGCAGCUCCACAGUUCUCGAGGUCUGGAAUUCGGUGUUCGAAGUCGCGUUCUUCCAAGUUCGGGAAUGGCACGGUGAGUCCCGUGGUUUCGAGAUCCUUGGGCAAUUUUGGAGGUGCGGUGGAGCUUUCUGAAGGGGUUUGAUUGCCGCGAGGUGUAGAGGAGAGGGAGGGAUACGAGCGGCAUGGAGCAUGAAGCGGAUGAGUUGCAAAGUGCGCCACAUGAUGGGCGACUGGUGUUGGAGGAUCGACUGAGAGGGAAGUCUUUGACGGUGCUGAGCAAGAGCCUUGUGAAGCCUGCGUCGGAGACGCCGAGCGAGAAGCGGUGGCUGGCGUUUUCGAAUUUGGACUUGGAGUGGAUGCCGUUUUACACUCCCGUGCUGUGCGCUUACAGGGAGAAGCCGGCGGGGAAGGAUGUGGGAGAUCAUCUGCGGGAGUCGUUGAGGAAGGCGCUGGAGUUGUUUUAUCCGCUGGCUGGAAGAGUAGUGACGGGCGGCGAGCAAGGGCCGGGGAUUGACUGUAACGAUGCGGGCGCCGUGUUCGUGGAGGCGAGCAUCGAUGCGGAUGUGGACGAGGUGCAAUUCAACGAGGAUUUUCAGCCGUCGUUUAUUCUGACGGGCAUGGAGGCGGCAGGAAUGGGUGGUUAUCCGAAGCUCCCCGACAAAUCUUCAGGGCGGCCUGGUCUCAUCGUGCAGGUUUCUUCUCUCAUCGUAUUUGGGCAUGCAACAAGUAUGAAUGUGAUAGUUUGUUUGAGCCACAAUCUGCACUUGACGCACUUUAGGUUCAUUGACGUUACGUGUCAUCUCAGGAUGUUAUACUAUGAUGUCACAGCUUGGCAUCACCACUUUGAAUCGUCUUGGAGUCAUUUCGCUGAACAGAUAACCAGCUUGUACUCUGACGUUUUUACGUCAUCUGUGUUGAGUGGCAGCUUCAAUUUGGGUUUUAAGAAAAAGCACACAAUGUUCUUGUGCGGGGGGCUCCUUGGGUUUUAUCCCAACCCACCACCAGGUACCAGCUGGGUACCUAUCCUGCUGUGGGUGUCCUGGAACGCCUCGUACACCAUCGCUUGCUUAAGCCUGACACCUAUAGGACUCUCCAGCUCAGUUGCGCUGCUGGCCGUCAAACCUACUUUACCUUGUGUAGUUUUGGCCUUUGUGUUUGUCUUGUCUUCGGAUCGUUGUUGUAGCAGUGGGCAUUCUCAAAUUUUGGGUGUCAUGGGUUCGAACACGGAUGAGAGCUCUAGUGUGAUCGAUAGUGGGGUCGUUCUCGAAGAUAGACUGCAAGGGAAAUCGCUAGAGCACGUGCAAACGAGCUUCGUCGCGCCCUCCUCAGCAACGCCUAGUGAGAACGAGUGGCUUUUGCUGGGGAAGCUGGACUACUUGUGGGUUCAGUAUUACACCCCUAUUAUUUGCUCGUUCCCAGCCUCGCAGUUCGGGUUUGGAUCCGCAGCUGCUGUGGUGGAACGCCUGAGGGGCUCUUUAGCUGAUGCGCUGGUUUUGUUCUACCCUCUGGCUGGGAGGGUGGUGACGAGCGAUGGCCCUCCGAGGAUCCGAUGCAACGAUGCGGGUGCUGUUUUCACGGAAGCGAGCGUGGAUGUGGAGCUUGUCGACCUCAAGAUGGACGAUUUCCAGCCUCAACCCUUGCUUUCGGGAAUGGCAGCUGCGGGGUUUAAGUAUUACCCUGCUCUUCCGACGGUUGAGGGUGGUCUUCCAGCUCUUGUUGUACAGGUGACACAUUUCAAGUGUGGGGGUAUUACUUUGGCAGUUAAUUGGGCACAUGGAGUUGCUGAUGGCCGAUCUGGUCUCCACUUCAUGAAGUCUUGGUCCGAAAUUGGACGGGGCAUGGAGGUGUCUCUACUCCCUUAUCAUCGGCGUGAUUUAAUUCAGCCAAGAAAUCCUCCCGUUUCGACCAACCCCUUUAAGCCCGUGACGGUAUCACCUGGUGCGGAAAUUGCUUUGUCCAAUACGACGACAGAGAACGGCAACUCGGACUCAAAAGAGUCUGUUGCAAAUUCGGGAAUUGGGUCAGAAGCUAGAGGAUCCGGAAGGACCUCAACGGCGGAAGAAACGAAGAAGAAAUCCCAUAUCACACCGAAGGCAAUCGAGUUAACGAAGAAUGACAUAGCAAGCUUGAAGACGCAUGCUUUGGAGCAGAAUCCAAGUAUGCAUCUGUCAAGAGCAGACUGCGUCUCGACCCAUUUGUGGCGCACCAUAAUCAAAGCUCGUAAUCUUCCUGGCAACGCAGUGACUCGGCUAUGGGUUCACGUCGAGGGCAGGAAGAUGCUGAACUUGCCACCCGGCUACUUCGGCAACGUGAUUGGUAUGAUGACAGUGAUAACCACUGCCAAGGAGCUUCGGGACAACCCAUUUGCAUCCACCGCGAAGAUAAUCCAUUCGUCGGUUGGUGCCAUCACAGGCGAAUGGUUUCAGGAUCUUGUCGACUUCGUCCAAUUGAUGACACCUGGUGCGUCACUCACGGGCAAGUACGCCCCGAAACCCGCCGGCGAAGUGGCGGUUUCAUACCUCAUCCAUUUUCCUUUCUACGAGCUAGACUUUGGAUUUGGUACUCCUGCACAUGCAAUGCGCAACACCAUGGGUGCGUGGGACGGACUGAAUUUCAUUCUGCCGAGCUCCUGUGGUCCAGAGAAUAUGCUGCUCUUGGCAAACUUGGACCAAGACGUCUUGAACAGAUUCGUCGCCAUGGUUCACGACAUCCCCGAGUAAAACGCAAGCGGAGGGAAGAGUUUUUAGAAGCGUGUCCGGCUCCAGCGUCAUGGUAAGCAAUCGACUGAGGCGAUUAUGAGUACGAUUUAAUCUUUGCUUGUUUGGUUUUCAGAAAUUGCCGCUCAGCAGGUUAGAAGCUUUAGGAGGCACCCUUUCUAUUUCCUUCUGUCACAAAAGUAAAAAUAGUUCUUCUAAACUUUGCUUGAUUGCGUACUUCGUUAACAUUCCUUCAGAAUUCGAAGACACUUCUUUUACACUCUAUGUAAUAUUUAUACUACUCUCUUUUGGAAACAUCUAUUGUAAGCUCGAUUGUACUAAUAAUAAAAGUGAGACAAUAAAUGAAAGUACAAUAUUAGCCAAUGAAAA